UCAUCGUCUCUGCCUGCAUAAUCUCUUGUUCUUUCUUUGUUGACCCCUUCCUCUUCUUUUUCUUUUUCUCCCAGGCUUUUAGUUGUUUUCAACAGAUGUUCUCUGCGCCACGUGGGAGGGCAUUCCUCUUCUUUGACUUGAAGCAAAGAAGAAUAAAGCCAGUGUGUCCUGCUUUCCCUGUGGAGAAGGUGUCGAGUUAAAGACCAGAGUGCUUUUGCAGAUUGAGCCAUGCAGUGGGGAGGACAUGGACCCACAGUCCUGUGUGGAACACUCCAUCCUGGCCAUUUUUGAGGACUCCCCUGUAUCAUCAGAGGACACAAGGCAAGCGGAGGAAGAGAACGAGACCUUGCUGUCUGCAUUAAGUCAAAUGUUGGACUGUGUGGAGGAUGACGUCAGCAGCACUCUUUCUCCCUUCGACACCCUGCCAGAUACCAAACUUCUCACCUAUCAGCAAUGUGGGAACAGGACAACGGAUGAAGCACCCUUGGCUGACAAACUCAUACCAAAAGCCGAAUCCCCAAGUUUGAUCUGGAUAAAGAAGGGUGAUGCAGGCAAAGAAGAAAAGAGCAAAGUCACCAGACUGCAGCCAGUGUCUCGACAACAAAGUCAGACAUUGUCUCGAGCCCAAAAUAAGAAAGGAGAAAAUGAAGUGGAGGUCUUCACUUCUUCCUCCCUGGUCAACUUGGUGAAACUCAUGCACCCCUACUGCCUUAAAGUGCACGUUGAGGAGGAGGUGGGCAACGACCGACAUAGCGCAGCUGAACUAUCACUUUCGUCGUGGGACAAACUGGAGAGGAAACACGAGAUAUUCUCCCAGGAAGAAGUGUGGAAGUAUGAGAAGCCCACUGGAGACAGCGAUGAAGAGAUAAAUGUUGUAUCUGAUGAUGAGACACCCCUGAAAGGGCCAAAGGAGGAUGUAAAAAAAGACAGCGACACCCUGCGAAAAAGCGCACUGCUGAACGGCAACUCAUCUAGAGUUUUGUUCCCCAGGGCAAAGAAAAGAGUGAGCUUUGGUCCUGUUCAUGUGGCGUCAUUUGAGCAGUCAGUGGAAUCUGCAUUCAACAAGAUAAAUCUCCCCAGUGUAGCCAGUGCAGAUACACUAAACCAUACUGAAGCACUCAAAAGUUCAGCUGAUGCAGAACCCACAGCACCGUCUUCAGAAGUCGGUCACAAGGCUGAGGAACCACUGCUAAAAAGUCAAGUGAAAGCCAAAUCGCUAAGCCUCCAUGAGUACAGGCAGUUGAGGCAAAAAAGGCAGCCUCUUGCGGAGAAGCAGGGGAACUACACCACCAAGUGGCCCUCUCUUCCCGAGCUCCCCAAAGAACUGACCCCAAUUCUCUGUUCACAUGGACAGAGACAGAACCUCUGUGGGCCAAACUGGUCCAGACUCAGCACUUCUCAACCCCAAGGAGCUACACACAAGACAUCAUGUCACACACUUCACCCAGUAGAGAAGACAACACCGUUUUCUGUUCGGUGUUGUGGAUUCAAAUCUCUGCAAACUGUAUCUGAAACCUUCUCACCUCAUAGUCCGCUGCCAGACAAGCUCACUCACACUGCUGUUUAUGGACCUGGAAGCAAAAAAAGUCUACUACACAAUCGAACAGUGCUCACCACUGAUCCCCCAAACCCUGUGUUACUCCCCUUGUCUGUUACGCUGCCCCCAGCCUCAUCCAAUCCUCACUCACCAGUGUCCAAUGUCGAAUCCACAGUCCCCACAAUACCAACAUCCCCUGUUGAACCUCAGUCACGUCAGGAAGUUGUGAGCAAGUUCAGUGAGAAAACCACACCGUGCCCCAUCGUGCUUCAAGCCAGAUCCAGUUCAGAGUGCAGGAAACCACAUGACAUCGUUGUUCCAAAGAUGGGUCAGUUAACAAAUCCAGAUGCAUUUACUUGUGAACCCACGCCAUCAUACCACAGUCAGCCGGUCAAGGAGGAAUUAGCAGAGGUUCCCUGCACAUGUUCCCCCCUUGAGGUACCACUACCGUCACUGCAGCUUGCAAUUACAGAGAAAACCACUGCAGCUGUGUCAGGGAUAGAGGCCUCUGAUCUUACCAGCUUGUUGGAACAGUUUGAGGAGAAACAAGCAAAAGAGGGUGAGCCACAUCCUGAACUUGAGCACAUGGGCAACACUGGAAAUGCUGUUAAUACGGAAUGUGAACCUGUCAAACUUUCAUACACAAGAUUAACAAAAACUGCCACGACUGCGUCAGAUCCCGAAAGAAAGCUGGAAGAUGUGGUUAUCCCUGAACCCCUCGGUACUGAAAUCAUCCUCAGCACUCAGGAAACUCUCACUCGAAGAUGGAAAACCAUUCCAUCCAAGACCAUUCAGAUCAUUGAGCCUCGCCCUCUGCUAGCCAGGAGAACAAACAAUUUAGAGCUUUCUGCAUCUCCUCACACAUCUCCAUCAGUGGCUGCAGAUCAUGACUACUGCAUGCCUGUGGAUCAUUUGCAUACAAAAGCCUCGCCCACUCUUCUCAGGAAUAUCCAUAAAACCACUCGUCACGUUGAGGAGACCACCUCCUCUGUUGAAUACAAACAAGCUUCCAUCAGGAAAUUUGAUGAUGCGAUAUACCAGUCAUCUUCAUCCACAUGCACAGAUGUAUUGGAUGGAUGUGCUCCUUCAUGUACUCCACUCACACCUCCACCCAGCCCCCCAAGCAGAGGACGAGAGAAGAGAAGGUAUCGGAGAAGAUCACCUAUGUCAGACAGCUCCCGUUCUUCUUCGUCAUCCUCCAGUUCAGCAUCCUGCUCCCCAAAAAGACAAAGGUUCAAUCACAAGCGCUCAGGCAGCAGGUCAUGGUCAUCAUCCCCUUCUCGCUCCGUCUCCCGUUCCCCACCUCGGCAGCACAAGCUGUCUUCCACACGUUUAAGAUAUAGCAGGUCAAGGUCCCCAUCUUGGUCUCGGUCCCGGUCCAGGUCCCCGUCUCCCUUCUCACGGGCUUGUCGUAACCACAGGAGAGACGUUUACAGAGAGUCCCGCAAGCUGAAGAGGGAGAAGGAGGCGAGGAUUCAGAAGUUAAAAGCUAUUGAUGAGCGCCGAGUGGUAUACGUGGGCCGCAUCCGCAGAUCCAUGACACAUGAUGAACUGCGAGAGCGCUUUUCUCAGUUUGGAGAGGUGGAGUGUGUGUCGCUGCACUUUAGAGAUAAAGGUGACCAUUAUGGCUUUGUCACAUUCUACAACAUGGAGAAUGCGUUUGCAGCCAUUGAUAAUGGAGGAAAAUUAAGAAGGCCAGAUGAGCUGCCCUUCGACAUCUGCUUUGGUGGAAGAAGACAGUUUUGUAAUUCCAAUUAUGCAGAUCUAGAUGCAAGCGGGGAUGCAGAUCUGUCUCCAGCUAAGAGCAGGUUUCAGGAGCUUGACUUUGAUUCGUUACUGAAACGAGCCCAAAGAGGACGGAGGUAGCAGAGCUGAUGGGCGGAGAAGAAAAAAGAAGAGAGAACCUCAGAGCUUUUUGCUCGCACUGAUGUAGCAAACUUUUGUAUGUUUACUUUUUUCCCCCCAUGUAUCACCUCUUGUUGUACUUGUGUAUCGCAUUCAUCACAGCAUGCAUUAUUAGUGGAGCCUUCUCAAAAACAUUUGUUGCAUUCUAUAAUUGAAAAUGUCUAUGGAAUAUAAAAGCUUUUUAUUGGUUACCUCAACAUUUGGUUUAUUUUUAUGGCAAAAUGCACCCUUAGCACUGUGCAUUCUUGUGAAUAUUUUGCACUGUAUUUUAAAUUUCUGCUUUUACCAUUGGCAACCUGUUUUUUUUUUUUUUUACAAUUCCAAUUUAGAUUUUUUUCCCGGUGUACGCAUGCAGUACACUGCUGUUAGGCGGUUUACAAUGUUGUAGUACGGUGUAUUUACCUUUUUGAAGGCUGCGUGGGGCCACUUUGAUACAUUUUGUACGUCAAUGAAAGAAGGCAAAAUAGUGUAAUUAAUAAUAUACAUCAAUAAUGAAUUCAUUUUAUUUUUACGAUAUGCCCGUGGUGGAUUGAUAAUAUCGAUGGCAUUUAUACCAAAUCCGUACAGGAUUGGUAUUAGGGUGAUGACAGGAUAAUUUUUCAGUUCUCUUAAAUUUUACAUUUUAUAUUCAUAUAUUCUGAAAUUGUUCAUAAAUAAGUUUGUUGACAUUUUUUUGUUUGCAUGAAGUUUUGUCCUGUGUUUUAUUCUGAUGAGAAUCAUACUCAACAAUUUAAAAGCAAAAUGAUACAAUGAUCUUGAAAAUUUUCAAGUGAAAAGUAUCAGUAUCAGCAAUAAUACUGCCCCCAGUACUUGGUAUUGCAACGAUAACAAAAUUUACAGUAUGAACUCUACUGUGUUUCUAGUUUUACUCACUUUGAAAUAACUUUUUCCUGGUUGCACAUUGGGUAAAUACA
Messenger RNA from Dunckerocampus dactyliophorus (ringed pipefish), 4356 nucleotides. RefSeq names its product peroxisome proliferator-activated receptor gamma coactivator-related protein 1-like. The transcript has 11 exons. Lineage: Eukaryota; Metazoa; Chordata; Actinopteri; Syngnathiformes; Syngnathidae. Gene Ontology annotation, molecular function: transcription factor binding; RNA binding. The record is from RefSeq and is a predicted model, not a curated record. Gene Ontology annotation, biological process: positive regulation of transcription by RNA polymerase II. Gene Ontology annotation, cellular component: nucleus. Bases 245 to 3403 code for a protein of 1052 amino acids.